CUCAGCUUCUGUGUCAUCAAGUGGUCAGACUACACAAAAAAGUCUCAAUAGCUCAUGGUCUGGAAUCAAGAGUUAUGCAUCUGGACUGUCUACUGAAAGAAGCUCUGUUUACUCUUGGAGAGAUGAUGAGUUUGACAGGGUUAACACCCAAAACGUCCACCAGCUAUUCUGGGAUGUUGAUGAGAUGUUGUUUGAAGGCAAGGUGAGUUCCAGAACACAAGGACUACAGACGGAAUGUAAACAGUGGACCAAGCGUUCACCCCAUCUCAGGAUUUUGGGAAGUCAGUUAGUAUUGCCCAGAGAUGAAGGAUUUCAGCACAUUCAGAAGAGAACAUCCAGUUCUAAAAUAAUUCCAUCGCCAAGCUUCCUGGACAGCACAAGUGACAUGAAAGAGCUGUGCCUUUUGGGUCAGAAGCUGGUUGCAACACUGUCCCCAGUGCACAGUGCAUUUGGCUCCAGUGAGACUUCAUGUUCAGACCCUUCCCUCUACUCCUUCCUAGAGGAAGAAGUUUAUGAAGUGGAUGGGAAAAUAGAGGAGUACUUUGCUUAUGAUACUAAAGAAAUGUAA
Molecule: messenger RNA, 568 nt
Organism: Polyodon spathula (Mississippi paddlefish)
Lineage: Eukaryota; Metazoa; Chordata; Actinopteri; Acipenseriformes; Polyodontidae
Product: protein FAM149A-like
Exons: 4
Coding region: 185-568 (127 amino acids)
Source: RefSeq, a predicted model, not a curated record